AUGGCUGCAAACGCCCCCUUCCCUGCCGCAGACCACCCGCCGAUGAAACCACCGUUCCGACGACAGAAACCGAUGCAAAUCCUCGCUCUAGGAAUGUCUCGAACAGGAACUUUAUCCCUCUACACCGCACUCAACGAACUUGGAUACAACUGCUACCAUAUGACCGAAUGCUGCCUGGACUUCCGCAACAACUCGCUGCAACACUGGAACAGGGCUAUCGAUGUAAAGCGCCGUGGGUAUGGGACGGAAUUGAAGAAGAGACACUUUGACUUGAUGCUUUGGCGGUAUGAUGCCGUCACCGACUUCCCCUGUACACUCUUCAUCGAGGAACUCAUGGACGUAUACCCAGACGCAAAGAUAAUCCUCACAACGCGCGAUCUCGAAAGCUGGGUCCCAUCCAUGCAGCACAGUAUAUACGCGAUCCUCAAGAUGAAGCGGCUGAAGCUUCUGGCGUUAUUCGACUGGAAAUACACCCGCCCAGCCCUAGAACUCAUCCGCUCCGCGCUCACAAUCUGGACAGACGGAGUCCCAAGAGACCCAGAGAAUCUCGUAGCUGGGUAUGUGGCGCACAAUGCCCACGUCCGCGGGGCUGCAUUUCAGCGCGGGAAACAGGUGUUCGAGUUCUCCGUGAAGGAUGGGUGGAGGCCGCUGUGUGAGUUUCUUGGUAAAGAGGUUCCCGCGAGGCCGUUCCCCCGAGUGAACGAGGGGAAUUUCAUUGCGCAAUAUUUGAAAUUGAUGUUUUGGAAGAGGGUUGUGGAGUUGGGGGUGCCGGUUUUGGUCGUGCUUGCGGUGUACUGGGUUGUUGGUGUGGUGUUUUGGUGGUGGAUUUUGCCGCAGUAG
Messenger RNA from Aspergillus versicolor CBS 583.65, 840 nucleotides. Its product is annotated as sulfotransferase family protein. NCBI's taxonomy places the organism in Eukaryota, Fungi, Ascomycota, Eurotiomycetes, Eurotiales, Aspergillaceae. The record is from RefSeq and is a predicted model, not a curated record. The transcript has 4 exons. Bases 1 to 840 code for a protein of 279 amino acids.